Messenger RNA from Sphaeramia orbicularis (orbiculate cardinalfish), 515 nucleotides. RefSeq names its product cytochrome c oxidase subunit 8A (gene cox8a). Gene Ontology annotation, biological process: mitochondrial electron transport, cytochrome c to oxygen. The transcript is spliced from 2 exons. The record is from RefSeq and is a predicted model, not a curated record. Lineage: Eukaryota; Metazoa; Chordata; Actinopteri; Kurtiformes; Apogonidae. The coding region runs from base 87 to 293 and encodes 68 amino acids. Gene Ontology annotation, cellular component: mitochondrion; respiratory chain complex IV.
CCUCUGCAUUCGUUCACUUCCUGUUUGAUGCUUCAUCAUCUUCAGCUCAGUAGAGGAGAACUCUGACAGAACCGAGUCAAACCAACAUGUCUGGGUUUUUGAGGACCAUCACCAGCCGAGCAGCUCAUGUUCUGCGGGGACACACACAGAGGGCCAACCUCUCCAGCAAACCAGCCAAAGAGGUCAUCGGUGCGGUGGAGACCGGUGUGGGUCUGGGCCUGUUCUCCCUGGCCAUCCUGGGUCCAUCUGGGUGGAUCCUGGCCCACUUGGAGGACUACAAGAAGAAGGACUGAGGUGGUCUUCAGCGGUCUGGGUGUCCUGGUGGAUCCAUCCUCCUGUGUGCAGGGACAAGCGGACCCACCUAGACCCAAGUGGACCCACCAGGACCCUGUUCCUGCUCUACCUCUGGACCCUGUGUUCCCUCUAAAGUGACUCUGUUUUCUUCAACACAUUUAAAAUAGGUCGUACAUGUUCCCACACAAGGAGGAUGUGAAUCAAUAAACUGUGUACAAGAA